UUGCUGUAGCUGUUUUUUGUUCGGGAAUAUUUUUCGGUUUUGUGUUUGACGAAAACAAGAACUUUUUAAAUUUAGAACAUAUUCGUGUGAAAGUGUUUUUAUUACGUUGAGUCAAAAUAAGUGUUUAAAAUAGGAACAUCUAUUGGAGGAAAACCGUCAGCAGUGGUUCCCAAAAAAUAGCUGUUUCAGCGUUUUGGGUGGAAGUUGAAUAGAUUCAUUCGUUCUAUGGGAUUGAUGUAUAAAGCAGACACGAUGCUAAAAGAAGGCGGCGGCGGCGUGACGUCGGCGCUGGCGACAUGAGCGCGGGCGUACUACGGGACGCCGCGGGCGACUCCACGCCCGGCUCCGACGGCGGCGAGCGUAUCACGCGCCUCUUCCCCAAGUGCCGCCCGCGCAGCAUGCAGCACCAUCACGACAGAUUGAACUCCGGUCUGGAGGGCCGAGACAUGAUCAGCGUCAACAAUGUGUCCUCGGACGACGAGAGGGAUGACCAGCCCGUCAUCCUCAGCACUAAAGGAGGCACUUAUAAGCUCAGAGACUCUAGGAUAAUAGAAAUAGCGGGGGGAAGGGAGCUGUAUUCCCAGAGUCGCGCCAAAGCGGUGCGCAAGUUGAGGCACAGCAACACACAUAAGCACAACCUUCGGAACAAAGUACGCUCCCUCACUAAAGAUUCCGUUGACUACGCGGUUGACAACAAUAUCAAUAAUGAAAUUUCCAUUCACAGAAUAAACAAUGAACCGAAGAAGAUGAUAUCGCGGCACACCUCACCGGUCACAUACACCAACGGUGAUCGCGAACCUGCAAUAGAGCAAAACACAAUGGGUAUACCUAAGAACAGUUCUCCGAUACUGGACCCGCAUAAGACUAAUGACGUCAGCGCCAAGAGCAGCCCCAUAGCUGUUGUAGCUGAUGGCGAAGUUAUGGUUUUCGAUGAGAAUGAUGAUUGGAAAGUGAUAUUGAAUUCUGUGUCUCUAGGUUUGAGGAUGGACCCAGACGCUAGCGACGAUGAAAUAGAUAUCAGUGUUAAAAGGACUUUAGACAAUAUAAAAAAUGGUGAUAGUGAUAUGUUGAACAAUAAAAGUGAACUUAGCUGUGAUGGAAGUGAUUCAACCCGUUCUAGAGAAGACGUGAGGUUAAGUGAGGGUAGUCCCACGGGAGUUUGGCUUUCUGGUGACGAGGACAAGAGCAGGUUCACGAGGGUGAUAGGUGAACUGCCUAUAGCUGAAUAUGAAGGCUCCCCAAGAAGAUACGGAGUUGGAUCUCAGAAAAUACAAGUCAGGUCGCCUCGACCAGGAUUUCCUCAGAGGGUAGUUACUACUGACAGUAGAGACGGAACACCGCCACCGAGUUCCGCAGCGUUUGACUACUUAUACGAGUUCUCGGAGACCAGGAAAGUUUUAGAAGAAUUUUUCCGCUGUCCUACACUACCUGGGCAACAGCAGAAUAGUGCCGAUGAAAUUGUAAACUUUCAGGAGUUAGAUUAUGAACUGAGACGGCAGACGCAGAACUGCCCGUCGGAGAAUGGCGUGGAUGGAAGUGAAUCAGACUGGCCCCAAAACGAAGGCAUCGAUUCGCCGCACGCGUUAAAUAACCACACUGACUUCUUAGGGUUACAGCAGAAACAACGUGCAAGAUUCCCAACGCCAGAUGUAGCAGCGUUACAGGCUGGCGACGAUGGCAGUCCAUGCGUGUCUCCAACGCAUCAGGCGGACUUGCACGUCGCGCUGGCACUAUCGUCUGCAGCGAGCGACACUGCCAGCGAACUGUCCAUGGCUAUUAUGGAGAACGAGCUGGUGGAAAUGAAAGACGGUCCGGGAAGGCAUCCGGCCCGGCGUAGUGACAACUCGGCCUUACACAUAGCACUGGCAUUAUCCUCUGCAGCCAGCGAUAUUGUCAGCGAAUUGUCUAUGGCAAUUAUGGAAAAGGAGCUGGUGGAAAUGAAGGAGCCAAGUCGCCGUACGUUGCCUAUCGUCGAAGACGGUCUUUCCUCAGGACACGCAUCCGACACAGACAAUAAUAACCCAAUAAUUCAGACUCAUUCGGUAACAAUAGAAGAAAUUGUAGAUAGCGGAACUAAUACAGACCCCCACUUGUUAACUGAUGCAGACUUGCACUCUUUAGAUCCAUUAGCAACGGCACCUCCGCCCCCCGCACCCGCGCCGCACCGGCCCGCAGAGCACUCCCCGCACGUGCACACUCCGCACUCUUCACACGCGCACACACACUCGCAUUCGCCGCUGCCCUCGCACACACCGCACCACCACCACCACGAAGACGUGUAUCCCAGGAAAAGGCCAACAUCGGCGCAGAGUACAGACUCGGUGGAAAUAAAACCGGCCAGCGGCGAUGAAGAUGAAGCGGAUACCGAUUUAGAAACUGACAGACUUCUCGGUCAACAGAGAACGGAUGAUCAGGGCUUCUUCGAUGAUAAAGGUUGGCGCAAACCGAAGUCGCGAACGGUGAUGCCCUCUGGUGGUUCCACAGGUACGGCGCGCGAACACACUCACGACCCUUCGGAACUUAGAGAGGAGGACGCGUUACAUAAUGGAAAGGAUAAAGACGGAAAGAAGAAGAGCAAGAAUAAAGAAGAUCUGGCGUCAGUGCUGAUAGAAGGUGUGUUAUUCCGUGCGCGGUACCUCGGCUCCACGCAGCUGGCAUGCGAGGGCCAGCCCACAAAAGCGACCAGGAUGCUACAGGCCGAAGAAGCCGUAUCUAGGAUCAAGUGGGGCUGCGAGGGUCCUUACUCGGGCGUGUACGCUGCGCCCGCGGCCGUGUUCCGCCUGUCGUUCCUUGGCUCGGUCGAGGUCGAGGAGGACUCAAGGCGCCGCAAGAAGAGGCCCAAAAAGAAUAUGGUGGAAGAGGCCGUCACUAAGAUUAAGGCUUUGGCACCAGAAGGAGAAAAUCAGCCAAGUACAGAAGUGGAUCUCUUCAUUUCGACGGAGAAGAUAAUGGUAUUGAAUACCGAGCUCAAGGAAAUUAUGAUGGACCAUGCGUUAAGGACGAUUUCUUACAUCGCCGACAUAGGUGACUUGGUGGUGCUUAUGGCAAGAAGGCGGUUUGUGCCUCAUGAAACUGAUUCCGAUCAGCCGAAAUUAAACCGUACGCCGAAGAUGAUAUGCCACGUUUUCGAGAGUGAAGAGGCCCAAUUCAUAGCGCAAUCUAUUGGACAGGCAUUCCAAGUUGCUUACAUGGAGUUUUUGAAAGCUAACGGUAUCGAGGACCAUAGUUUUGUAAAGGAGAUGGAUUAUCAGGAGGUGCUCAAUAGUCAAGAGAUAUUCGGAGACGAGCUUCAGAUGUUUGCGAAGAAGGAACUUCAGAAAGAAGUGGUGGUGCCUAAAACGAAAGGUGAAAUUCUUGGGGUGGUCGUCGUAGAGUCUGGUUGGGGUUCGAUGCUGCCUACAGUGGUGAUAGCCAACUUAGCACCGGCGGGCGCGGCUGCGAGAUGUGGGCAACUUAAUAUUGGUGAUCAAAUAAUAGCGAUCAACGGUGUGAGUCUAGUCGGGCUGCCUCUGUCGACCUGUCAAACGUACAUCAAGAACUCCAAGAACCAAACGGUGGUGAAGCUGACCGUGGUGCCAUGCGCGCCCGUCGUGGAAGUGAAGAUCAAGAGGCCGGACACCAAGUACCAGCUCGGGUUUAGUGUUCAAAAUGGAGUGAUAUGCAGUCUACUUCGGGGCGGCAUAGCGGAGAGAGGCGGAGUCCGCGUGGGACAUCGCAUCAUCGAGAUCAACUCGCAGAGCGUCGUGGCGGUUCCGCACGAGCGUAUCGUCAAUCUACUAGCGACCUCUGUUGGAGAGAUCCUAAUGAAAACAAUGCCCACAUCAAUGUUCCGGCUACUGACGGGACAGGAAAACCCCGUGUUCAUAUAACGCGCCACAAGUGCCUGCUUCGCCCCACGCCAUCACAUCUCACCGCUACAAAUAUGCCGCACCCCACUGCAAAGCUAGAUGACCUUUGCUCACCGUACCGACUCAGCUCGGCUGAAAUUAAAACAUCGGAUAUGAGCAUACUUGUAUGUAGUUUUGUAUUUCACAUAACCCAUAGCUGACAUUUCAAUGCUUUAAUUGGAGUCGUCAGCGUUGAGUCAAUAUGAUUUGCGAAGGUUAUAAAACACUACAUACACGUCCUGGCAUACCACCCGAACUUUAUUAUGAUAAUUUUAUUGUAUAAAGAACUUUUUUUUUUUAUCUGACAGUUCUUAGUGUCAGUGCUAGAACGCACUUGCGAGUAAGGAAAUAAAUAAAAGCGAACCCUACCGUUUAUUCCACAAGACGGAUUAUAAAACCGUUAUUAUAUUAUCGCGCAUUGAAUGUAUGGAUUUUUUGUAAGCUACACUUAAUAUUUACGUUAUUUGAAUAGUAGUGAAAAGCGGGUACGUUCAUAUACUUAACACAUACAGAGAGCUUUAAGAACCGGGAAGAAAAUGUCUUCUGUGGGAAACUGCCAUUAUUUAUUAAAUUUCGCAUGGAGAAUACGGAUCGUUAGAUGCAGUAUAUCUAAGGGAGGGGCGAUCUUAAAGCACGUAAGUACUCUGGGACCUUGCUGGCAAACACGUAUCCCUCAGGCCGCCUGUGUCUGUGGAUAUGUGCGUAUAAAAGUAAAGCUUAUGUUCUGUCAGUUUCGCCUAAGAUUUGUGUAUAAUUGAAUUAGCAUCACGGCAGAGGAAAAUGAUUUUUUGUAGCACGGACAACAAUUUCGUAUAAAAAUAAAAUGUAUUUUAAAAUCUUGUAAUCGGUACAAAAUAAAAUUUAAAAAUAGGACAAAAGCUACAAAUCAGCUUGCAUUUGAGUGUACUGUAGAUUUUUAAUCUAUGGUUACCAUAAAUAUGUUAUUACCUCUAGAGUGUAGACAUAUAUCAAUAAGAUUACAUACACUGAUUUUGUACCACUAUCCCGCAAUUAUCUUAUCUUAACAAAAUCGUACAUUAUUUUUAAUUUUCGUCUUUAAAUUUAUUAUCGUGCAAUUUCUUAAUUAUUUCUUCGGGGUAAUAACUCUAAUUGGUGCGUACUGACUUAAUGACUCAAACAAGCUCGAACCAAAUUUAUAUAAUUUAAAAAAAUGUGUGACAAAACUGUUACUUAAUUACAGAAAUAAGCGUUUAUUUUACUAUACGGUGAUAAUUGAAUCAUAAUCUCUCGAAACAUAAUGUGAUAAAAUCAUUUCACAAUAUUGGUUAAAAUAAAAUUUAACUUAUUUACUAGUAGUGAAAUACACAAUAUGAAGACACCUUCAUAUUGUGUAUGUCACUGGCGCAUCCAUACAAAACCUAUGACGAGUGUACAGUGGACGAUGUGUAUCAAGUUAUUUGUAUGGAGAUGGCCUCUUGAUGACUACCUGUCAAACAUGUAAUUAAAAACGGCAUAAAUGAAAAACUAAAGUGAGCCAUGUUAUAAAAUUUCAUGUUUUUAACGAAAUGACAUUAUAACACCGUUAUAAAGUGAAAAAACAAUGUUUUAUUAAUACACAGUCCAUCUCACUUUUUAUAACUAAUUUGGCGGUUUAUUAACAGGUUUCCUAUCUGUCAAUUUUUAUUUUAGUGCAACUGAUUUCUUUAACAAUUGUGGGAAAAUGGUACCUAAGGUCGAGGUCUAACAUUCAAAAAGAGCGCUGUGAGAGCGCUUUUGGCGUUCUGAUAUCUGUUUUUCAAUAUCUAUGUAAAAGUAAUUUGAUAACCACUAAUACAUUGAAAGUGCUAUUAAUAUUUUCGCGGAAAAGCAGAGACUUAAGUAAUAUUUCUACUCUACACUUUUGCCGCAUUUGUAAGUUGUUCGAAGAAAUUGACUGCUUUAAAGCUUUGAAAACGGCGUCAUAAAAGCCAUUUUACUAAAAAAAUGCAGUUCCAUUAAAACAACCUUAAUUAAGUUAUUGCAUUAUAUAAAGCCGAUUUAGCUUUUAAAGCAUAAACAUUCUGUAGCCUGUUCUGUAAAUGGAAACGAAACUUGUAUUGUUAAUUUAUAUCAGGCUAUUGGCGUUUUAUACAUAUGCUGACCUAAACCUUCCUGUAAGGUUAAAGUAUAAUUUGGGAGUGUGCUUAUUUGAUGCUCGGGUGAUUUCAUUAUUUAAACAAAAUUAAUAAUUCAUAGUUUGAUAAACAUAGCUGUUGAAAAAAUACUCAAGGCAAACUAUGUGAUGUCCGAGUUUCAUGCUUACAAUGCUUAAGUGGCUAAAAUAAGUAAUUUAGCUCUAAGUUAUCAUAUUAGUGCCAUAGAUUUUGCACUUGCCACAGAUGAUUUAAAGAAAAAUUUUGAGAAAAGAAUAGCCUUCAUUUUAAAUACUGAAAUGGGUAAACAAACAAUUGUUAAUUUCUAAUAAAAUCAUUUGUUAUAGUAAUUAAGUGUUAAGCUGGAAACCUUAAAAAAAAUAACGACCGAUAUUUUAGGUUGACUGUAAAAGGUACAUUUGCAAUCGUGCGAUUACAUUUUAUCUAAGUGUACAUGACGUUUACGAUUUUUGUAUAACACCUAAUAAUGUACAAAAACUUUACACAUUUUCGAAUUACUGAAAGCUAUUUUGUCCAUUACAAGAAAAGUCAAAGCAGUAUCGCAUAGUUUAUCGCUAAUACUAAAUUUAGAUUCACGGAAUAUAAUAUGCGUUGGAAUCAUUUCCGCAAGUAACGUGAUAUUGGCAUUCUUCUAUUUUUUUUUAACUGUCUUUGGCAAUUGCAAAAGUCUUUGACAACUCAGUGUGUAUACAUAGUUAUUCCACUUAAUAAUUUAUUGUAUACCUAUAUUUAUUGAGAGUUAAAAUCGCUCAUAUCUGCUUAGAUAUUAUUAUUAAAUAAGUUAUUAUCAUCAUACAUAAUAUUUGUACUAUAAAUUGUUGCGAUAAUAUCAAUACAAAAUGCAUGAGCCGUUGCCUUUCUGCCAUAGACAAUAAGUAUUUUUCUUGUUGUGUCUUAGAUUAUAUUUUUUUUAUUGCUUUACGGCGUUGGGUUUCAGCCCAUUUUAGACUUUAGAAUAUUAAUUUGUGUAUUAUGUUGCCAUAUUUUUUAUUGUUUACCUUUUUAUUAUAUUAUAUUUUACUCACAUCAUAAAAUCAUUCCACUGUUAGAUAUUGUUUACUGAUUGUUAAUAAAUAACUCUUUUAGAUUUUUUGGUAUAGUUAAUAAUUGGUUGUAUUUUUAUAUAUUUUUUAAAAUUAUAAACACCAAUAUUGCGAAUAAGUACAGAGUAAAAAAAUGUAUAGCUGAAUUAGUACGACUGAUGAGUCUUGAUCCGUAUAGCGGCAUGACAAGUAUCUUGAAUAUGCGAGAAGUAUUCUCAGUCGAGGUGUGAAUCUCGAUGUGAUCAAUAAAUAAAUGAAUUGAUUAGUGGAUAUAUUAAAUCAUUAUUUCGUGUAGCGUUUCAAAAGAUAUGUCAUAUUUUGUAAAUUUUAUAGUGUGGCUAUAGCAUAACUGUAUGUAUAACCUAUAUGUAUGUCUGGGGCCCUAUAGGUACUCUUUGUAUGAGAUCAGCGCACCCUCAAUCGUCGGGCGUUUCCGAGUAUCGAAACAUUAACGUUGAGAGUAAAAUGGACCUAAAGCAUCUUGUUUUAAAGGUCGUUCUCACUACAGCCAGCGGAAAGUUUCCUAAAUGAAAAUAAUAGUACAGAGAAUACAACUUUCAAACUAUGAGUAUUAGGUCCACUUUUGUGUUUCAAUACUCGAAAACGUUGAUUAAAUUACGAACGUGCUUGUCGCUUAGAGUACCUAUUUUCUAUGACAUUGAAAUCGUAAUAUGAAUGAAUUUUAACCGUAAUUUGUGACUUAAAUUAUUGCGACCUAUAAUUUCAUAAGGAUGUGUGUGCAAAUUUGAUGUCACAAAAUACAUUUUCAUAAUUACGACUUUAAUGUUAAAGAAUCAAGGCUCUAAUCUUAGCUAAGCUUAGCACUCUGAGGACGAGUUUUAUUUAUGUAUGAUAAUAAUAUAAAAACUAUUUUGACAACCUAAUGUAAGUGGACACCUUUUUAGUAUUCCUAUUCCGCUUUUCUAUAUCAUGUCCCAUGUUUUGAUGCUUUCAACUUAUGACUAUUACGUAGUGUUCUUCUUUAUAUGAUAUUCAUGGUAACCCUCUUUUGUUUAGUUUGCUAGACCAGUUUACUAGAUUCAAUUACUUCACGUCCCCAGUACAGAUAAGAUAAAGGGAUGAAUUCCCUCUUAUCUGACCCUUUAUUUUUAAUCAUAGUAGUAAAUAGCAGUUAUAUAUUUAAAAUUAAUUAAUAUGCGUACCUCAGGGGGUGUGGAAAUAAUCUGUGCCCAUUCUACACUAUUAUUAACAUAGGUUUUAUAUUUCGAAAAACGAUUUUUCAUGAACGGUCUAUAAAUACCUACCUACAUAUAUAAUCAUGAAACGCGAAAAUUGUGUAACGCCAAUAUACAUUUGGAACAUUCAACCAAGGCUCUGAUCCUUUGUGACAUUGAAAUUGCAUCAGACAUACAUUUAACUAGAGUUCGUGACGUCAAUCUUCAGUAUAGAGGUGUCAAAUUUGACGUCACAUGACGUGCGUAGUUAAGAUUUAAAAGCCAUACAAAAUCAGUGGACAGAAACCUCAACUAAUAAAAGAGCCGAGAUUAUGCUUGGAUUUAAUUUACUCUUAAAUGCUUCAUUGUAUUCUAUCUUUACCAAUUUCUGUGAACCUGUUAAGAUAUUAAAAAAAUAUAAUUUAAUUUUAACUAUUAGUAACUGGUCACGCCCCUUAAAUUUUUUGGGUUUAAAAUUAACAAAAAAUAUAUAAUAUAGAUUAUAAUACAGUCUGAUAUGUAAUUUUAUAUUGCUAGCUGUUGUGAAUAAGAUUUAUUUACAUUGGAAAAAAACCACAGAUAAUAAAUAGCAUUUUAUUGUGAAAGCUGAUAUGUAGGUACACUAUAACAAGUGAAAUAACUAUUGUUGUUCUCAUUUCUAAGAGUAUUAUUCUAGUCUGCAUUAAAGUUAAGAAUAAACUGAACAAAUUUA
Molecule: messenger RNA, 8931 nt
Organism: Pararge aegeria (speckled wood butterfly)
Lineage: Eukaryota; Metazoa; Arthropoda; Insecta; Lepidoptera; Nymphalidae
Exons: 28
Coding region: 297-3869 (1190 amino acids)
Biological process (GO): chemical synaptic transmission
Cellular component (GO): cytoplasm; dendritic spine; plasma membrane
Molecular function (GO): protein binding
Source: RefSeq, a predicted model, not a curated record